AUGCAGCGUAAGAACCAGACUUUCCUUGCUCGCCUCUGUGGCCAGGCUGAGCGCUACGGUGAUAUGGUCCCCCAUCUCAAGGAAGUCGUCAAGAUGGGUGGUGAGGUCAGUGCUGAUGAGCAGAACCUUCUCGCCAUUGCUUAUCAGAACGUGGUUGGCGCCCGCCGUGCCAGCUGGCGCAUUAUCUCCUCGAUCGAGCAAAAGGAGUCAAGGGGCAGUGAGAACCAUAUUGCUGCUGUCCGUGGAUACCGCAACGAGAUUGAGAAUGAGCUCGAGAAGGUCUGCCGGGACGUCUUGGAUCUGCUAGACGGGAGCCUAAUUCCCAAUGCCGGUGCUGGCAAGUCGAAGGCCUUAUAUUACAAGAUGUGCGCCUACUUUAAUGGUCUCCCCUUCUCAAAAGCAUCUGGGCUGACUCAUCAUGUUUCUAGGAAGGGCGACUACAACCGCUACCUGGCCGAGUUCACGUCGGGUGAAAAGCCUGAUUUUGCUCAGACCGAGCUCACAACCACUCACCCGUUGCGGCUGGGCUUGGCUCUCAACUUCUCCGUCUUCUAUUAUGAAAUUCUGAACUUAGUUGAUCGUGCCCGGCAUCUUGCGAAGCAUGCUUUUGAUGAUGCCAUGGCCGAGCUCGACGCCCUGGCCGAGGAGUCUGAUGGCGACAGUAUCCUCAUCAUGCACCUCCUCCGUGACAACCUGACCCUUUGGUCGUCUUCGGACAGUGUUGGGGGUAGUGAGCUGGUCUGCCUGUGGCGUCCCAAGUCCAACAAGUACGGCCAAAGUCCAUUCCAGCUCGGCGACGACGCCUACCAGACCCUCACCGCCCCCCUCCUUCCCUGGUUCUCCAAGCCCUACCAGUACGUCUCGCUCUACGUCCAGAAGGUCGACUCUAUCGGCGACAAGUCGCUCGACCGCAUCGACGAGCGAUUCCCCGUCGUCAAGAGACUUCCUUUGGCUAGCCUCUGUCGCAUCUUGGCAACACCAGCCAUGUUGGCAGUUCAACGAGGUUACGUCAUCACAUAAACGCAGCCAGUCAUACUGAUGCCUCUAAAGAUCGAGCAGCGGCACGGGAUGGAUAUUUGCAUGGUACUCCUCAGACGCCAAGAUUUAACUCCAUGGGAUCAGAACUGUAGUUGAACACAGUAUUCCGUCACCACUUUGGCCACACACCCACCGUCCCACGUCUGGUCCGAUGAUGCAAGCCACCUAACGUGCAUGAUGCCCCAAUUUACAUCAAGAACUGUGGCAAACAUCCACAAAAACGCGGUUUUGUGGAAUAGGGGAUGUUGCUCGGUACCUUCCCACAGUAAAUCACC
This is a messenger RNA of Ilyonectria robusta, 1313 nucleotides long. Its product is annotated as 14-3-3 domain-containing protein. Gene Ontology annotation, cellular component: cytoplasm. The coding region runs from base 1 to 1020 and encodes 339 amino acids. The transcript has 4 exons. Lineage: Eukaryota; Fungi; Ascomycota; Sordariomycetes; Hypocreales; Nectriaceae. Gene Ontology annotation, biological process: signal transduction. The record is from RefSeq and is a predicted model, not a curated record.